Messenger RNA from Paracoccidioides lutzii Pb01, 885 nucleotides. RefSeq lists its product as hypothetical. The transcript has 3 exons. The record is from RefSeq and is a predicted model, not a curated record. Gene Ontology annotation, molecular function: actin binding. Bases 1 to 885 code for a protein of 294 amino acids.
AUGCCCCCCCCCCCCCCCCAACCACCACCUCCGCCUCCUGUGGCUGGCGGCCCUCCUCCUCCAUCUCCGCCCCCUGCAGUUGGCGGAUUACCCAAGGCCAGUAAUCUACCGAGCAGAGCGCCAAAAGCAGUUGUGCAAGACCGGGGAGCUCUUCUCUCAGAUAUCUCGAAAGGCACCCGCCUUAAGAAAGCCGUAACGAAUGAUAGAUCUGCCCCUAUGAUUGGGAAGUCGUCCGGAGCAUCUAGUGGCCCUCCUAUCGGCGGAGCACCUCCCGUACCUGCCGGGAUGCCUAGACCCUCGGUUGGCCUAGCACCGCCAGUCUCGGGUGGAAACCGAUUGCGGAGUAAUAGCGACGAAGGGCGUAGAGUAGUUCCUACUGGUAGUGGUGGUGACGAAUCUGGGAUAAUUUCUUCAGCACCUCAAAUAGGUGGAUUAUUUGCUGGCGGCAUGCCAAAGCUGAAGAAGCGUGCGCCCCCACCUAUACCACAAACAGCUGCUCCAUCCGCGCCUCCACCACCACCCCCAACAUCAUCCCUUCCCUCAUUAUCAUCGGCGCGAACAUCGUCCUUACUGUCGACUCCCUUCACUUCACGUCCAUCCUCCUACGCAGACCAACAUCAAGCACCUCAACAGCAACAGCAAACUGUCCACUCAUUACUGGACCCAAGUAACUACACGCUCACAAAUGGCGGUCCAUCACCACGACCUAAUUCCCAAGCUAAUUCCACCAGAAAUUCUUCUCAACGAGUUCUCAUAGAGGAUUCGAGAUUCAAAUUCCAAAACGAGUCACUAUUUCCGAAACCCAGGGAGUUCCGUGGUGGCCAGAAACUGUAUAGAGCUGGUAGGGGCAGUAGCGUUCCGUUGGAUCUUUCGGCGCUGAGUUGA